GGGGGUGGCAGCAGUGCCUCUAGGAGCUCGCCGGGUGCGCAGAUACGCCCAAGGAUGGCCGGCAGAGCGAUACUUUGGGGCUUCCUCUGGGGUCUCUGUGCGGUGGCCGUGAGCUGCUCGGAAAUUGAGGGUCGCCUGUGGGAGAAGAUCUCUCAGAAUUACUCAAACUCUGUCCUUCCAGUUCGCCACAUCGAUGACAAAGUGCCCGUACGGAUUGGCAUGUCUCUGUCACAGCUCAUCAGCCUGAACGAAAAGGAUGAAGAACUGACUACAAAGGUCUAUAUGUACCUGGAGUGGACAGACUACCGCCUCACCUGGGACCCUGCGGACUUCGAGGGCAUCACCUCCAUCAGGGCUUUCUCCGAGAAGUUGUGGCACCCAGACAUCGUCCUUAUGAACAACAAUGACGGCGUCUUUGACAUUGCUCUGGCAGUGACUGUCCUGGUGAACCAUGACGGGACGGUCCAGUGGCAACCGCCAGCUGUUUAUCGGAGUAGCUGCAGCAUCCAGGUGACCUACUUCCCGUUCGACUGGCAGAACUGCACGAUGGUCUUCAGCUCGAGAACGUACGACGCCUCAGAGGUCACCCUUCUGCACCCGCUCAGCAAGGACGGGAAGGAGCUGAGGGAAAUUGUUAUCUACGAAAACACGUUUAUCGACAACGGGCAGUGGGAGAUCCAGCACAAACCGUCCCGGAAGAACACCCACCCCAGAGACCCGCUCUACGAGGACAUCACCUUCUACCUCAUCAUCCGCCGCAAACCCCUCUUCUACUUCAUCAACGUCAUCAUCCCUUGCAUCUUGAUUACAAUCCUGGCCAUUUUUGUCUUCUAUCUGCCGCCGGACGCCGGUGAGAAAAUGACGCUCUCCAUCUUCGCCCUUCUCACCCUCACGGUCUUCCUGCUCCUGCUGGCUGACAAAGUGCCGGAGACAUCCUUGGCGGUGCCCAUCAUCGUGAAAUACCUGAUGUUCACCAUGAUCCUGGUCACGUUCUCCGUCAUCCUAAGCGUGGUGGACCUCAACCUGCACCAUCGCUCACCCAACACCCACGAAAUGCCCUUCUGGGUGAGGAAGAUUUUUAUCCACAAGCUCCCUCGGUAUUUGGGCCUGCGACGUCCAAAGCCAGAACCCAUCCUCAAACAGAACCCAAAACAGGAACUCAUUGUGAAAAGUAGCCGCCGUACGGAUGAAUAUUUCAUCCGUACCCCUGCCUAUGACUUCCCUAAACCCAACAGGUUUCACCUGGAGGGCUUCUCCACGGACAUGAAAAAAUUCAUCGAUGGCCCCAGUCAGUGUAUCGCCCUCCCUCCGGAGAUUAAAUCCGCCAUGGAUGCCAUCACGUACAUAGCGGAGCAACUGCAAGAGCAGGACGACAGCGACGCGCUAAAGGAGGACUGGGAAUACGUGGCCAUUGUAGUGGACCGCCUGUUCUUCUGGACCUUCAUCAUCUUCACCACGCUCGGCACUCUCACCAUCUUCUUGGACGCCAUGUACAACUUCCCCCCUGAACAGCCCUUCCCGUGAGCUCUUGACUGCCCUCUCCACACUGCAGGAAG
Molecule: messenger RNA, 1556 nt
Organism: Elgaria multicarinata webbii
Lineage: Eukaryota; Metazoa; Chordata; Lepidosauria; Squamata; Anguidae
Gene: CHRNB1
Product: cholinergic receptor nicotinic beta 1 subunit
Exons: 11
Coding region: 55-1524 (489 amino acids)
Biological process (GO): chemical synaptic transmission; signal transduction; monoatomic ion transmembrane transport
Cellular component (GO): postsynaptic membrane; neuron projection; plasma membrane
Molecular function (GO): transmembrane signaling receptor activity; acetylcholine-gated monoatomic cation-selective channel activity
Source: RefSeq, a predicted model, not a curated record